CUACAGGUUGCAUCUAAAAAGGCAAGCCUUCAAGGGAUCCAGACUUGGUCCUGUUCCAAGUCAACGGCGGCAGCCAGCGAGCUCCGGCUUCGAUUAAAGCGGGCGGCGGCGGCCGGUCCGCCGAAGAGCAGCUGCGCGAUACGCACCGGCGGCGACUGGUAAACUUCUAGUUCGCUAUUGCUCCAGUUCUUUGUGCCAGUCAAGUUCGAGUUCGUAAAGCCAUGAUUUUUUUUUUUUUUGAGAGAGAGAGAGCAGCACCUCGCCAUUGCUCGCCCUCUCGCAGGGACGGAUUCAUGGAGGUCGCGAUGGGGUUGCUGUCGAGGCUCAUCCUCAAGGUUGGGGAUCUGCUCGUCGGCGAGUACAAGCUGCAAACGGGGGUGAAGGGGGAGAUCAUGUUCCUCCAAUCUGAGCUCGAGAGCAUGCAGGCAGCCCUCGAGGAGAUAGCCAGUGCUCCUCCGGACCAGCUCGACAAGCAGGACAAGAUCUGGUCCAGCGAGGUGCGGGAGCUCUGCUACGACAUCGAGGACAGCAUCGACACCUUCGUGGUGCGUUGCACGGGCGGCGCGCCGGCAGGGCCGGACGGCAUGAGGGGGUUCAUCGGUAGGAGCCUGGAUCUGCUGACGAGGCUCCGGAUCCGCCGUCAGGUUGCUACCGACAUCAGAGACAUCAAGAGGCGUGUCAUAGAGGCCGGCAAGCGGCACGAGAGCUACAGGAUCGAUGUGGCUAAGCCUGCUGCUGUCGAUCCUCGUUUGUUGGCUCAUUACAAGAAGGCGACAGAGCUUGUUGGGAUUGAUGAGGCUAGAGAUGAGGUGAUCAGCAUUCUGAUGGAAGGGGAUGAUCAGGUGUCCAACCAGCACGGCAAGAUAGUUUCCAUUGUUGGAUUUGGAGGGUUGGGAAAGACGACUCUUGCUAAUGCAGUGUAUGAAAAGCUGAAGGAAAAAUUCGAUUGUUGGGCUUUUGUUUCGGUGUCUCAAACUCCAGACAUGAGGAAAUUUUUCAAGGGAUUGCUCUAUGAACUUGGAAAGAAUGUCAAUGAUGAAACAUUGGAUGAGAGGCAGCUCAUCGAUCAAGUCAGGAAAUUUCUUCAGAUGAAAAGGUAUUGCAUUGUUAUUGAUGACAUAUGGAAUGUCUCAAUUUGGCAUAUGAUUAGAUGUGCUUUGCCCGAUGAUAUUUGUGCAUAUAUAAUUAUCACAACUACCCGUAUUUUCAAGGUAGCUGAACAAGUUGGUGGUGCAUACAAGAUGAGACCCCUCUGUCUUGACAGUUCCAGAAAAUUAUUGUACAGAAGAAUAUUUGGCAAUGAUGAAAAAUACAAAUGUCCUGAUGAGCACCUAGCAGAAGUAUCUGAUAUGAUUUUAAAGAAAUGUGCUGGUGUACCAUUAGUUCUAAUUACAAUAGCUAGUUUGUUGGCUAAUAGAGGAAGAAAUAAAAUGGAGUGGUAUGAGGUGUGCAACUCUAUUGGUACUGGACUGGAGUAUGGUCUAGAUAUAGAGAAUAUGAGAAAGAUUUUAGCGUACAGCUAUUAUGAUCUGCCAUCCCAUCUACGGACUUGCUUACUAUAUUUAAGUGUGUUUCCAGAAGAUUAUGCAGUUACAAAAUUUCGACUGAUAUGGAUGUGGAUAGCUGAAGGUUUUGUACAACAUGAAGUUCAAGGGAAAGGCCUAUAUGAAAUUGGAGAGUGUUAUUUCAAUGAGCUCAUAAACAAAAGUUUGAUCCAACCCGUGUAUGACAGGUAUGAUGCCGUAAUAGAGGCAUGUCGUGUACAUGAUAUGGUUCUUGAUCUUAUCCGUUCCAUUUCAAGUGAAGAAAAUUUUGUUACCAUGUUCAACAAUGAGCACAGCACAUCUCAGGCGAAAAAGGUACGUAGGUUAUUGCUUCAGAGCAACAUGGUAGAUCAUGAUAUUCCUUGGGCUAGUACGAGCAUGCAGCAAGUGAGGUCAAUUGUUGCCUUUUCACUAACUUAUAAUCUAAUGCUCGCCCUUGGGAGCUUCAGAGUUUUGCGUGUACUGGAUUUGGGCAAUUGUUAUCUUCCACAAGAUUGUGAUCUUAAGCAUCUUGGAAAUUUAUUUCACUUGAGGUACUUGGGAUUAGGAAAGACAUCUUGUGCUCAGCUCCCUGAUGAUGUUGGAAACCUGCGAUAUCUACAAACAUUGGAUUUAGUGGGAACUCAUUUUGGUAGUUUGCCAUCAACUGUUGUUCAGCUAAGAAAUUUGAAGUGCCUAUGUAUUGACCAGCAUACUAUAGUGCCAAAUGGGAUUGGAAGACUAACGUCCCUUGAAGACCUCUCAACCUUAUACAUCUGUGACUCCUCGAAUAUUACAGAAGAGCUAUGCCAUCUAACGGAACUCAGGGUGCUAGAAAUUACCUUGUUCCCUGGAAGGAACGACACCUUGGGGAACUCUCUGGUGAUGUCAUUAUGCAAGUUGAAAAAAAUGCAGAGUCUAACUAUCUGGGUCUCUGGUGGUGAAUGCAACUUCGAUGCAUGGGUCGCCCCUCGACAUCUCCGUAGCCUACUACUACAAUGCUGCUGGUUCUCAAGGCUGCCAGAUUGGAUGGCUCCAUCACUGCUGGACCUCACCAUCAUACAGAUCUCUGUGAGGGAGCUGCAUCAGGAUGAUCUCGAAAUUCUCGGGAGGUUGCCAGCUCUCCGUCAUCUGUAUCUGAUGUUGGACCAUGAGAAUCUCAAAAUCUCUCGGAGAUUUGUCAUUGGUACUUCUUCAUUCCCAUGCCUCGUAGGAUGCAGGUUGUUGGGAUUUUUAGGAGCCGUGAUGUUCCAGCGAGGUGCUAUGAUGAUGCUUACAAACCUUGCCUUAACGUUCCAUGCACGGGAAGUGAGAGAAAUUACGAGCAGCGACGGUAGAUUCAACUUGGGCUUGGAGAACCUGAUGUCACUCCAGGAUGUCCUCGUUUACUUCCGAUCCAGAGGAGCCAGCGAGAUGGAAGUGGAGGAGGCAAAGGCUGCACUAAGUCAUGCAUUUGAGGUUCAUCCCAAUCAACUCAACUAUGACAUAUGGGGUUGAAUGUUAUCUAGACCUGGUUAUCUUUUCUUCUUUCUUCUUUUUCGCUGGUUGAUUAGCAUUAAUUUUCCUCUGUUUCUUUCUCACAUUCAGAUUGAUGUUGGUCAGGACAACAUUAAUUUGGGAGGUUGCUAGCUCCCUGCAACCUGUAUUUGAAGGUAGGCCGUAGAAAUCUCAAGAUCCAUAGGGGCUCGUUUAGAUAAAACUAAAUCAUUCCAAUACAUAUGGAUUGUAGUGAAAAAGAACCAACUUUCCCCCAAAUGCCUCCCAGCAGACCUAGGAGAUUCAUCGUCGGAUGCAAAGUUGUUGAGAUUUAUUUUUAGAAAAGGGAUAAAGUUCUGACCUUUUGCAUCAUGCAA
Molecule: messenger RNA, 3376 nt
Organism: Panicum virgatum (switchgrass)
Lineage: Eukaryota; Viridiplantae; Streptophyta; Magnoliopsida; Poales; Poaceae
Product: disease resistance protein RGA5-like
Exons: 2
Coding region: 222-3020 (932 amino acids)
Biological process (GO): defense response to other organism
Molecular function (GO): ADP binding
Source: RefSeq, a predicted model, not a curated record